AUGGAUUCAUCGAUGUCACAGAAGCUUACUCUUGUUUAUGCUUCUCUCCUCGGAGCUGGUGGAUUGAUGGGUUACAUGAAACGCGGAAGCAAAAUGUCACUAGUCGCCGGAGGAGGAUCAGCUGCGUUGUUCUAUUAUGUAUACACGGAGCUCCCAGCAAAUCCUGUCUUGGCAUCUUCAAUUGGCAUUGUGGGGUCGGCGGCACUAACGGGGAUGAUGGGAUCGCGUUACCUAAGGACGAGGAAAGUGAUGCCGGCGGGAGUUGUGUCUAUGGUGUCACUGGUGAUGGCUGGGGCUUACUUGCACGGCCUCGUUCGCUCAACCUGA
This is a messenger RNA of Microthlaspi erraticum, 327 nucleotides long. Lineage: Eukaryota; Viridiplantae; Streptophyta; Magnoliopsida; Brassicales; Brassicaceae. The record is from the annotation of a GenBank genome assembly.